Messenger RNA from Pichia kudriavzevii, 2022 nucleotides. RefSeq lists its product as uncharacterized. Gene Ontology annotation, cellular component: cytosol; nucleus. Gene Ontology annotation, biological process: protein deubiquitination. Gene Ontology annotation, molecular function: cysteine-type endopeptidase activity; cysteine-type deubiquitinase activity. The record is from RefSeq and is a predicted model, not a curated record. The transcript has a single exon. NCBI's taxonomy places the organism in Eukaryota, Fungi, Ascomycota, Pichiomycetes, Pichiales, Pichiaceae. The coding region runs from base 1 to 2022 and encodes 673 amino acids.
AUGAUUCAACAAAUUCCAACUGAUUUUUCAGUGGCCACAAAUGCCAUUCUGUCUCCACAAGACGAAAAGCUCUUUGAUUCUUUCUUAGAACGCACCCAACAGUUUGUAGUCACAUGUAAAUCGAAAACGCCAAACGAGAAAGUCGUUCAACGCUUCCCUCUAUACUUUGGUACCACUGAAGAUGAAAUCAACCCCCAUAGAAAAAUGGCCCUACGUAUGAGAAGGUUAUCCAAAGAUGUUCAUUACAAUACACCAAAAUCAGUUCAAAAUCAACCUCGAAGUAAUACCAAAGUUUCUCCUAUUAUGAAUAAACAUGUCCAGCAUCAGACUAUGAAAAAACAAGUUGACGAGGGAAUAACUAGAGAUAAACCCCAAGAUUCAACCAAAGGUUUACCUAAUACAGCAAACCCAUCUAGUGUACCUGAUGCAUCGAAUAAAUCUAGUGCUCCUUCUCCUAAUCUCACUUCCUCUUCAGCUCCUUCUUCCAUCACAACUCCUACCCCUACUCUUACUUCGACCCCAGUUCAAUCUAAUUUAUCAAUGGCAGAGCACCUCAGACUUCAGUCGAAAUCGAAGAAUCGGCCUACAUCUAAUGAGCGUUCUAAAACUCCUUCAGCUAAUGUUAAAUCUCCAAAUAUUUCGGCUUAUGACACAGUAUCAAACGAAUUCUCUUCUGCUUUGACACCAAACCUAUUAGGUAUAACGUUGUUGAGAAUUAUGUUCGAUUCUAAAUAUUUGAACAUCAUUUUCAAUAAAAACUCAAACCCAGAUAUUCAGCUUCAUGGUCUACAGAAUGCUGGCAAUAUAUGUUACAUGAAUUCAAUACUUCAGUUUCUAUUCUAUUGUGGCCCAUUUUCUAGAAUGCUAGAUAUAAUCAGAGACAAUACAGUCAGAGAAAUAGACGAAUCAAAAAGCAAAACUCCAAUCCUAAAUUCCUUGUUAGAUUUGCAAGAUGACUUCAAAUCGAAAAAUUCAAGUCCUGAAAAAUUUGAGAUUAUUAAUCCCGAUAAAUUCUAUCAAUCCAUUUCAAAACUACCAAGAUUUUCUCAUCUACGUUGGGGCCAGCAAGAGGAUGCUGAGGAAUUCUUGAAUAUCUUGUUGGAUGGAUUGCAUGAAGAAUUUGUGGAAUCGAUAAAAUCCUUGCCAACUCUUGAAGUGGAGAAACUGGCAAAUUCUUUUAAUAACAAAGAUAUCACGAACAAGAUUAUACAAAAUGUCGAUUACAUAAAAGAUUCGAGCAAGGAGAAUGCUUCUGCUUUAAAUAAUGAUGCUUGGAAUGAAGUUGGUUCAAAUAUGAAAACAAUUGGCAAAAGAACUUGUCAUGUCAAAUUAUCACCAAUUGUGUCGUUAUUUGGAGGUCAGUUCAAAUCCGUCUUAAAGGCAUCUAAUAAAAAAUCUUCCAUCACUUUGGAUCCUUUCAUGCAAGUUCAAUUGGACAUAAGUGAUCCAAAUACAAAUGACCUAAUUGGUGCUUUUGAGAAGUUCUCACAAGAUGAAGAAGUUUCAUUGGGCUCAAAUACGGCUAAAAAGCAAAAUUUUAUUGAUAAGUUACCUUCAAUUUUAAUAAUACAUUUGAAGAGAUUUUCUUUCGUUGCAAAUGAUGAAUAUAACUCUGAAAAUGCAGAGUAUGAAGUAGUUUCGAGUAAUAAAAAGAAUAAGAAACAACAACAGCAGCAGCAACAGCAGCAGCAACAAAACAAACCAAAAAAUAUCUUUGAUGGCCGUAUAGAGAAAAUUCAUAAGUUUAUAAAAUAUGAGCAUUCUCUUACACUUCCUACGGCCUGUAUAUCGGCAAUGGUGAACGAAGAACCGACUUACAAACUGUUGGGUGUUGUGUAUCACCAUGGUAGAUCUACGGAGAAUGGUCAUUACACAGCAGAUGAAUUAGUCGGUGAUAAAGAAUGGGUCAGAAUUGAUGAUAUCAAUGUUACAAAAAUUGAUGCAUCAGAUGCAAUUGCCGAUCAGAACUUGGGCUCGAAUAUUAACAAGACUGCCUAUAUAUUGAUGUACCAAAAGGUUUGA